GAUAAAUAGACUUAUUUUUAUCUAUUUCAAGUAUGUGCACCAGAAGUAUGUUUCCCUUCACCUCAGCUCAGUGGCAGGAGCUUGAACAUCAAGCUCUCAUCUUCAAAUACAUGGUUUCCGGCAUUCCUAUACCUCCAGAUCUCCUCUUCAGUAUUAAAAGAAGUACCUUGGACUCUCCUUUCACUUCUAAGCUUCUCCCCCACCAUCCUCAACAUGUAGGGUGGAACUAUUUGCAAAUGAGUUUAGGGAGGAAGAUAGACCCAGAACCAGGGAGGUGCAGAAGAACUGAUGGGAAAAAGUGGAGAUGCUCAAAAGAGGCGUAUCCAGAUUCGAAGUACUGUGAGAGGCACAUGCAUAGAGGCAAAAAUCGUUCAAGAAAGCCUGUGGAUGUUUUGAAAACGACAGCAACAAAUGAUAUUAACCGCCUUUCAAAUCCAGCGUUUUCUUCCCUAACCAACAAUUCAUCCUUACUCUCCUAUCGGCCCUUCCCCGCUCAUCAAAUAUCUUCAACUUCUAAUGGGAAUGGCAUAUCACCCCAAGACACUAAUACCCUCUUGCUUCUGGAAUCUGGUUCUUACUCGGACAGAAACCCAGAUUACAGAAGAAGUAGGGACACUUAUGGGCUAAAAGAGAAAGUAGAUGAGUAUGCCUUCUUCUCGCAAGAACCAUCUGAAACUGCUGCAAGAGCCGAUUCUCUGCAACUGACACCACUAACGAUGAGUUGUUCUUCUCUAUACCCAAAACAGAACUGCUCUUCUUUGCAGAAUGAUCAGUCCUGCUAUCAGCUUCAUCAGAGCCUCACAGACCCUUUGAAGCAACAAAAGAGAGAGGAAUCACAGAAGACAGUUCAUCGAUUCUUCGAUGAAUGGCCUCCAAAAGAGCUCUGAUCACGGCUUGAUUUCGAAGAUAAAUCAUCAAAUACUGGCUCAGUUUCCACCAUUCGGCCCUCAACUUCCAUUCCCACCACUUCCAACGACUUCCCCAUUUUCGGAUUCAACAACCCAUAAUGAAACCUGGCCCCGAACUCCUUUUUUUUUUUUUUCCUUUUCUCCAAAGUCGGUUUGUUCCUGUGCCUUAUCUCCAGGGUGACCCCAGUUGUUCCUUAUUGAAUUUUAUUUGGUUUCCUAGGAUGUACUUUCGGCUGAGCUUCAUCCCAUCUUUUUUCUUAUGUAGGGUGGGGUUCAAUUGGGCCAUGGGUUGUUUAUUAAACGAAUGUUCCAUCGUUUUUUAUUCUAGUGUAGACUUUUCUACAUCAUUUCUUA
Cucurbita maxima (winter squash) is the source of this 1262-nucleotide messenger RNA. Its product is annotated as growth-regulating factor 5-like. Gene Ontology annotation, biological process: DNA-templated transcription; regulation of DNA-templated transcription; developmental process. Bases 33 to 887 code for a protein of 284 amino acids. The transcript is spliced from 3 exons. Gene Ontology annotation, cellular component: nucleus. Gene Ontology annotation, molecular function: ATP binding. The record is from RefSeq and is a predicted model, not a curated record. NCBI's taxonomy places the organism in Eukaryota, Viridiplantae, Streptophyta, Magnoliopsida, Cucurbitales, Cucurbitaceae.